AUGGCAAUCGACUCAUCCAACCAUGCCCCCUCCUCAGACACCCCCCGCACCACACAAGUCCAAUCCCUCAUGCACAGCCUGCUCGCCAAAUCCCCCAUCUACAACCUCAUCCUCUCCGACAUACAACUCACGCACGUCCACCCCGGCAGCGUCACCCUGCACCUCCGCCUAUCCGCAACACACCUCAACAGCAAGGGCGGUCUUCACGGUGCCGUUAGCGCCACGAUCGUCGACUUUGUGACCGGGCUAGCGAUUUGCGCGCACGACCUGCGCGAAAAGACGGGUGCGUCGGUCGACAUGCAUCUGAGCUUCUUGUCGACGGCCAAGGCUGGCGAUACGGUUGUCAUUCACAGCACGGCGGAGAGAGUGGGCGGGAGCUUGGCGUUUGUUAGUAUUAAGAUCAAUAAGUUGGGGGAGGAUGGGACAGAAGUGCCGGUGACGUUGGCGCGGCAUACGAAGUAUGUGAGGUCGGCGGCUCCCAGGGAAUAA
This is a messenger RNA of Pochonia chlamydosporia 170, 489 nucleotides long. RefSeq names its product thioesterase superfamily. Bases 1 to 489 code for a protein of 162 amino acids. NCBI's taxonomy places the organism in Eukaryota, Fungi, Ascomycota, Sordariomycetes, Hypocreales, Clavicipitaceae. The transcript has a single exon. The record is from RefSeq and is a predicted model, not a curated record. Gene Ontology annotation, molecular function: fatty acyl-CoA hydrolase activity.